CUUUUUCUCUAGCCUUCAGAUUCUCCUGACAGAAGACGGCAUCCACGCCUCGUGGCCCUCAUGCUUCUGCCGCGGAGCAAAGAGCUUGGCGGCACCCAUUGAAGCUGAAGACGAUGACGAGAACCUGUUCGCAGUCGCACGAAGGAAUCCCAUGCCUGGUGACAGUACCCUGACGCCAUUGACGAAUUGAUUGUAGUGUAGGCGCUGCGAUAUUUACCUGUCCCCCGCGAAAGCACCACCACGGCCUACUGUGUGUAUCUCCAACACCCCGCGCAAGAAUAGCCUCAAGGGUUCUCAAUGCGUGCUAGCUACUAGUACCGCUAGGCCAGAACCUCCGCGGCGCCAUGUCGUUCCAGAUUUCAUAUCUCGAUGUCUUGAUCACAGUCGCCGUCGCCAUCAUCUUCAGCGCUACUGUCAUGGCAUCACCCCACCUCUGACCCCUCCGAGCAAUAGGAUAGUCCGCCUUGCCGGAGCCAUCAGAUGGUGCUGCCCAGAAAACGGGGGGUCACUCUCACGGGGGGUCACUCUCACGGGGGCACACUCUCUGCUCACGAGGUUCGAGCGAGCCCUGGCAAACCCGUUUUGGGGGUGUGGGAGAAGCUGCAUGUCUGCGGCAGACGACUGGUUCUGCAAGCACUUUGGGUAUCGAUGCCAUAUGGCCAUCGCUGCCCAACCUGUCGAGGCGGUCCUUCACAACCACUCGUUCGCCCAGUCCAAUCAUGAGAACAGCGUCUCUGCCGCCCACCCUUCAGCGGCCCUCUCCCCGGGUUCUCAGCAGUGCUGAGUCCUGUUCCCUUUUUUGCGCUCCCCAUGCCGUGAAAAUCGACCUAUCACUCGGCUCCGGCAAAGCCCCCGCUGGAACAUCGGCUGACAGAACCAGCCAGGCUGGACAAAGCUGGGGCGGCUUCCCAGGAAGAAGCCUGGGUCCGGCAAGCGUUCACUGAUUUGAUAUCAGAUGCUACGGUUUGCAUGCCCGAGACUGGCCGCUAUCCCCAGUUGAUAUCUUCCUCUUUUCAUACAGUCCUAUUUGGGAGGGUCCCUGGCUCCGUUCGACUGGUCCACAUCUCCACUCUAGCCUUCCUUUCGUUCGUUCCUGUGAACCGUUAGCAUCUGCUUUGCCGUUCCAGAAUGCAAGUACCGGGGCGGUCACAAGAGGUACCCUUCCGAAACGGACUGUGAGAGGGGCAGAGGGCAUCACCAUCAGUCAAUCGCAAGGCCGGUUGGUCUGGUGGGCUUCUUCCCUGGUUUGCGCCGUUGCGCUUCCCGCCAGGCAGGUUUCUUGUCCGACGCUCAGUCUGCCCUUUUCCUGGUUGCGUAUCCGGGAGUUUUCAGAGAGAGUACUUUGGACCCCCCGGCACGUUUGGGUGGUCCUUCAAAUCGGAUCUCUCUUCGCUACACUCCCCAGCCUCGAACACACACCCCCACAAUGCACCACCCCCCUCCCCUCCCUUCCCCCUCUCCGAAAAAAGUCUCCCCCCAUACACAUGCCCCCCUCUCCGCAACAUCCACUCUCAUGUACCACAGCCGUCUGCACUCCCAUCACUCUUCAAUUGGGCAAAGUCGGGUACGUACCCUGGGCUGCUCUGUUUCGGCGCUCGCAGAGAGUCGGGCCCUGAUCACCUUCAAGUACAUAACAUAGAGGGAAGGACAACCCACUUCAUCCCACUCUCCAUCCACAAUCCUCAUUGUCAUCAUUGAACAUUGUAUGCUCUCCUCGUCUUCACAGAAAGCAAGAUCGAGGAUCUCUACCAUCGUUUACACACCCACACCACCAACCAUCAUCGCCAGCAGACUGCCAGUCAAGGUCUGAUAACCCCUCCUUCCAGAAAAACGACAGUGUGACUUGGAUCCCAAAGAGAAUUGGUCCACACACUUCUUAAUAUCAACACCCAACACACAAAUCACAAAUCACACCUGUGGCCCAUCAUGGUCUCAGCAUUCCCAAUGGACAACUUCUACAGAGGACCGUUAUCAGUCGACACCAACCAUGCUCAAAAAUACUUUGAGGAGGAGGCUGACAGCAUACUCGACGACAACAUUCUUGACCAGAGCGGCAUUGACUCGGGCUUCGAGAACUCCCCUUCUAUGACGGAUAGCAGAAGGGAUUCUUUCGCAGUCGCCCCCUCGCUCUUCUCGCCAAAAACCGAGAGCUGGCAGCAAGUGGACAUGCAGGCCGUCCCGUCGAACAACCCCUUCUUUGACGCUCAGAGCAACAACCCCUUCCUGCAGAUGGACCGAGGCCAGCACGCCGUUUACGCGAACCAGACCUGGCCCAUGACCAGCUCUGGAUCCGCCACCCCUCAGAUGCAGACAUUCGACGGCCUCCCAGCGGAAUACGACUCGGCUCCCAUGAACAUGUUCCCCAAGCCCAGCCCUUUCCAGGUGCAAGCGACGCCCUUUGGCAACCCCGGACCUCAGCCCGCCAUGUUUCAGCAGCUCCCUCAGUCCAUGCCCACCUCCCCCCACAAGGACGUGUGGAUGACCCAGGAUGUCAAGAGCCAGGCCUUGAAGCGACCGCGGCCCGCCAGCCCCUUGAUCCGCUCUCACAACGACUUGCGGAGGGGUGAUGGCAUCCGGAAGAAGAACGCACGCUUCGACAUCCCCGCUGAGCGCAACUUGACCAACAUCGAUCAGUUGAUUGCCCAGUCCACCGAUGAGCAAGAGAUCAAGGAGCUCAAGCAGCAGAAACGACUCCUUCGCAACAGACAGGCUGCCCUCGAUUCCAGACAACGCAAGAAGCUUCACACUGAGCGUCUUGAGGAUGAGAAGAAGCAUUUCACCGAGGUGAUCUCCUCCCUGGAGGACACCAUCGCCGAUCUGCAGAGGGAGCUUGAGAAGCUCUCGAUGGAGAAGCAGGACUACCAGACCUAUGCCCACAACCUCGAGAGAGAGCGUGACGAGUUGAUCAGCAAGCACACGAUCGAAUCGGGCGAGCUGCGGAAGAAGAUCGGCGUCCUGACCAACCACGUGCAGUCCAUGGAGGGUGCCACCUCUAACGCACCGGGCUUCCCCGGCGCUUUUAACGAGAUGGACGGCAUCACCAUGGAUGGUUCCUGGGAGAACAUGCCCGUCUUUGGCGAGUUCCCCUUGGAGCAGACUGCCGAGGUCAAGCAAGAGAUGCAGCUCGUCUCCACCAAGAAGCCCGAGAUCGCUCUGCCGACCGACUCCGAGAAGCCCGCCCAGCCUGGCGGCCUCCUCUUCAUGCUCUUCCUCGUCGGCGCUUUCGUCCUCUCGAGCCGCUCGACCCCCAGCAUUCCCCGCGUGUCCGAGGAUGUCCGCGCCGCGUCCGCGACCCUCCUCGAGAACGUGCUCAAGGAUGCCGGCGUCAGCGGCCAGGCCCCCUCGGGGGUCGCUGCGAUGGCUCCUCAGCCAUCCGGCACCAGCUGGACCCAGGCCUCAGGCUCAUCGCUCCCGCUUGCCACGCCGAUGGUGGACAACGUCGCACCAUCGAUGCUCGGUGAGAUGGCCGAUGCCCUGACGCGGCCCACCGAACAGCAGACCAACGAGCAGAUCUUCUCGCUUACGGCUGCGCAAUAUAAUGACUUGACCUCGCAAGAUUUCCUCCCUAGUGCUGGUGCCGAAAGGACUACGAGCCAGGGCAGACGCAAUCUCGCCGAGGCUCUCGCCAACAUGCGCAAUGCCAAUAAGCAGUCGGCUGCCGAAGUCUACACUCGGUCGCUGCUCUGGGACCAGGUUCCAAGCGACGUCGUCCGAUCGUUUGCCAAGAUGAUUGCUGAGAGCAACUCUGCUCAAGCCUCCAGCGGCAACGACCGGUCAUAAGCUAUGGAACACCUUUGAUGACGACUACACGACACGAGAGACGAGGUUCACGGCCUACGAAUGACACUGCAUGAAACACACGACAUGCAUAGCGUUGGGCGCUUUCAGCAUUUUCGGUUUUUCUUUUCCUCAGGGAUGACUUUUUCUCAAACCCACCACACAUACAAUUCUUCCGCUCCCGCGACACACACACACACAUACACACACAAAACAGAUAUCUACCAGCUCACGCUCUCCGACAUUUGUUACUUCUUUGCGCUCUUGUGCGAACAGGAGUUGCCCGCCUUUUUUCUCCUUCUCUUUUGGACAUUUUCCCAGCCUGAUUUUCUGCGUUGUCCUUGUAUUUGGUCUUUUCGAUUGGCAAAAUUAGCAAGCGAGCAUUGGCUUUUUUGAUUUUUCUUGGACGCAUCUCCUCUACGAUUAAUGUUCUUUACUCUCCUACUAUUUCGGACACGGCUUCUCUUUUCAUAUGGUAUUUCCUAUGGCGCUUGGUAUUGGGUUGUUUCCAGCAGAGCUUUUUGCUGCGAGGUCGGCGGGCGGAACACGGCGAACAUUGGCGGAUUUGGAUUGAUUAUUUUGUUACGACAUCAUUCCUUCUCCUUUGUACACUGGAGGAUCGCCGUCGCGGGCCUGUCAGCGAUGCGGAGAAAUCUCUCGCAGACAGUCAGACUGGCAACACAAUUUACACAACAAAAUUGGGGUUGAGAAGGAAAACGGCGAGCAUUUGUCCUUGUCAACAUUGCGCGGGAAGCCCCUUGCGGGGAGGAAGAGCCCCGGCAACGCGGAGCCGUGCUGCGACCUGGACACCACAGUCACGACGACACCAUCUUCAUGAACGAUUUUUAUUUUCUUAUGUCUUCAACACCUUCACUCGCCAACUUUCACAAACAUGUUUUGGGCCUGCCCUCCCCGCGGUUGUCGUUCACACACCGCCGGACUUCGCAGCGCCCCCCGAGGAGGAAAAUGGGUCGGAACACAGCGGCAAGGGAUGGGAGUCAUAUCUGAGCGAGUCGCCGGUAACACGGCGAUGGCUCAACUGACUUUGCAUCCCUCGCAGGAGGGGGACUCCAAUUGGGUAGGAGUGACAGAAAAGGGCAGUCUUCUUUUUUUUAUGGUCGCAUCAAGAAGUACAGGCCCGACCCUGUUCACCAUCGCCCACAAGCAGUCACACCCUCCUUGCGAUGCCAGAAAACGGGGACUUGAUUUGACGGAUUUGGGUACAUAUUGUGGAUUUCGGUUUUUCUUUUCUUCUAUACAAUUUUUUUUUUCGUUUUUGGAUAUACUUUUCACGGCCACCAGACAUAUAUGGAAUUGAACAGUGAGAGGAGGAGGGGGGGG
Molecule: messenger RNA, 5118 nt
Organism: Podospora bellae-mahoneyi
Lineage: Eukaryota; Fungi; Ascomycota; Sordariomycetes; Sordariales; Podosporaceae
Exons: 3
Coding region: 1927-3780 (617 amino acids)
Biological process (GO): regulation of DNA-templated transcription
Molecular function (GO): DNA-binding transcription factor activity
Source: RefSeq, a predicted model, not a curated record